AAACAUAUUUCACUAUAUUAACAAGAGAUGGCGGUCGGAGCUGUAAAAGGUGAAUUGUUGCACGUGCCAUUGAACUGUCAGAGUUUGUUUUUAUUUUCGGCAAUUGCAUGAAUCCAAUAAAUAUGGAGCAUAAUCAGGAUGCCUCUGAAGAACGGGUUGAUGCAGUUCCUAAAGCUAAGAAACGUAGAAAUCCAUUUAAUUUACAACAAAUAAAAGAGGAGAAGGAGAGAAGGCAGAAAAAGAAAGCGCGUCUCAUUGUGCGUAAUAUAAGCUACAAAGUAACAGAAGAACUGCUGAAGAAACACUUCGAACAAUGGGGUACCAUAGAAGACCUUAAUAUAUUGAAACGUGCCGAUGGCAGACUAGUGGGUUGCGCUUUUGUACAGUAUGAGACUAUAAAUCAAGCUACAAAAGCAAUACUGAAAGGCAAUAAUCAAAAGUUUUUGGGGCGACCAGUUUAUAUUGAUUGGGCAGUAGGUAAAGAUGAGUUUAUAUCACGCAAAGUACCUAAAGAGGAGCCGGCUGAUAAGAAGCCAAAAUUAGAACUUGAAGAGGAAGAACGCGUGAAGGAUGAGGUGGAAAAUAAAACAAUCGAAGAUGAGGAAAUAAAAAGUGAUGUUGACAGCAGUGAUGACGAAGAAGAGAAUGAUGCUGCAGAUAUUAGCAGUGACAAUGAUGAUAAUGAUAGUGUGGAUGACAGUGAGGUAGAAAAAAGUGAUGAAGAUAUUGAAAGUAACGAUGAAAAUGAAAAUAAAGAUGAAAAGGAUUUAAAAACCAAAAAAAAUAUUAAUAAAGUUAAAAAAGAAAAAACUAUAUCAAAUGAUGUUCAAGAAGGUUGUACGGUGUUUUUAAAAGAAGUUCCAUUCGAUGCAGAAGAUCAAGACCUGCGAAAGGUCUGCCGUAAAUUUGGCCCUUUGUAUUAUGCAAUUAUUAACAGAGAUAAAAUAUCUGGUCACUCAAAGGGCACUGCUUUUGUGAAAUUCAAAACCAAAGAAUCUGCGGAUUUAUGUCUACAAGCUGGAUCGGAAUUUGUCUUAAUGGAUCAAGUAUUGGAUCCACAUCCAGCGUUAAGUAGAGAUGAAAUGAGAAAUCAAGCAGCAGAGAAAUCUAAAAAAGAAGACAGCAAAGAUUCACGUAAUUUAUACUUAGCCAGAGAGGGUCUCAUUAUGAGUGGCUCAAAGGCAGCAGAAGGUGUUUCUGCUUCAGAUAUGACUAAAAGACACAAACUUGAACAGGUGAAAACACAAGUCUUGAAAAAUCUUAAUAGGUUUGUCUCAAGAAACAGAUUAUCCCUGCAUAACUUACCACUUAGCUAUGACAACGAUAAAUUAAAACAGUUGAUACUUAGCUACACUGGGCUUAAGCCACACGAGUGUCGUGUAAUGCGUGAGAGCAAAAUAACGCCUGAACAUCCAAAAGGAAAAUCAAAAGGGUUCGGUUUUAUGUCAUUUAACACUCACAAAGAUGCUUUGACGGCUUUACGAAAAUUGAAUAACAAUCCAAAAGUUUUUGGACCAUUGCAUCGCCCUAUUGUCGCCUUUAGUAUAGAAGAUCGAGCAGUACAUAAAAUAAAGGAUAUGCGAAAUAAGAAAGCAAAGCUGAACAAUCCCACAUUUAAGAAGAAAAUUGAAAAUCGUAAGGAGGCGCGUGCCCAAAAGGCAAAUGGAAAGCUUAAAUCAUUGCCAAAGGGCCCACAAAGUGACAACAAAGCAAAAUUAAAGAAACACAUUGAAAAACUGGAAAAAAUGCGUGCCAAUAAGUCCAAACCCAAUAAAGUAGCAAAUGAAGAUCAUGAAGACUUCGUCGGUACAGCCGCCAAGCAAGGAACUUCAAUACAGAUGCGUUCCAAUAAAAAAAUCAAGGAGCAAGCUGAAGAGCAUAAAAAACGCGUUAAAGCAAAUAAAAGAAAGUUGAAACAGCAGAAAAUAAAACAAAUACAUCUAGCAGAACGCAAAGCCAUAGAUCGACCUAAACAAAAACGUAAGAAUGAAAAGGACGAUUUAUCUCAUUUGGUCAACAAGUACAAGUCAAUGAUUAAUAACAAAGCAAAUCAAGGCACCACCAAUGGCAUCAUUAAAACGAAGAAACCUAAGCGCACCAAAUGGUACACUGAAUGAUUAAAUGGCUUAAGUGGUUUAAGUGUACAAUAAGUAAAUAAUUAUUAAUAUUUAAUGUGUGAAAAUAGAAGAAAUAAUAUUUCUAAAAAUAAA
Messenger RNA from Teleopsis dalmanni, 2210 nucleotides. RefSeq names its product RNA-binding protein 28. The transcript is spliced from 5 exons. Gene Ontology annotation, molecular function: RNA binding. The coding region runs from base 108 to 2117 and encodes 669 amino acids. NCBI's taxonomy places the organism in Eukaryota, Metazoa, Arthropoda, Insecta, Diptera, Diopsidae. The record is from RefSeq and is a predicted model, not a curated record.